Molecule: messenger RNA, 1132 nt
Organism: Tachysurus fulvidraco (yellow catfish)
Lineage: Eukaryota; Metazoa; Chordata; Actinopteri; Siluriformes; Bagridae
Exons: 4
Coding region: 1-888 (295 amino acids)
Source: RefSeq, a predicted model, not a curated record
AUGAUCCCCAUCAGCAUCGCGAUCGCCAUCACCAUCACGAUCCCCAUCACCAUCACGAUCCCCAUCACCAUCACGAUCCCCAUCAGCAUUGCGAUCUCCAUCAGCAUCGCGAUCGCCAUCACCAUCACGAUCCCCAUCCGCAUCGCAACCCCCUUCACCAUCGCGAUCCCCAUCAGCAUCGCGAUCCAGAUCAACAUCGCGAUCCCCAUCACCAUCGCGAUCCCCAUCACCAUCCAUCGCGAUCCAGAUCACCAUCGCGAUCCCCAUCACCAUCGCGAUCCCCAUCACCAUCGCGAUCCCCAUCACCAUCACAAUCCCCAUCACCAUAUCCAUCCCCAUCACCAUCACAAUCCCCAUCACCAUCACGAUCCCCAUCAGCAUCGCGAUCCCCAUCACAUCGCGAUCUCCAUCAGCAUCGCGAUCGCCAUCACCAUCACGAUCCCCAUCCGCAUCGCGACCCCCUUCACCAUCGCGAUCCCCAUCAGCAUCGCGAUCCAGAUCACCAUCGCGAUCCCCAUCACCAUCGCGAUCCCCAUCACCAUCGCGAUCCCCAUCACCAUCACAAUCCCCAUCACCAUAUCCAUCCCCAUCACCAUCACAAUCCCCAUCACCAUCACGAUCCCCAUCAGCAUCGCGAUCUCCAUCAGCAUCGCAAUCGCCAUCACCAUCACGAUCCCCAUCCGCAUCACGACCCCCUUCACCAUCGCGAUCCCCAUCAGCAUCGCGAUCCAGAUCUCCAUCGCGAUCCCCAUCACCAUCGCGAUCCCCAUCACCAUCGCGAUCCCCAUCAUCAUCAUCACCAUCAUCAUCAUUGGGAUUGGAGUCCUGAUCUGGCAACACAGACGGGAGGAGAACACCAGUCUGGAGGAUAUUGAGAGGCUGCUGUAAACAAAAAGAAGAACAAAAUAACAAGUGAGUGAAACUUAAACUGCAGGACCUUUACACACUACAGCUGCUUUCACACAUGUUUUAUUUUGAUGUUUAUUUCUCCCAGAAACGUGUGGAGCUGAAGCACCUUUUGUGUUACUAAUAAAAAUAAAAUUCUGGAUGUUACUGAGACAGAUAAAAACUGUAGGAAGAAAGUGGAACAUGUUCGUUUAUUUAUUUAAAUCACCAUUUAAAGUCUCUCUGU